Molecule: messenger RNA, 3432 nt
Organism: Musa acuminata subsp. malaccensis (wild Malaysian banana)
Lineage: Eukaryota; Viridiplantae; Streptophyta; Magnoliopsida; Zingiberales; Musaceae
Product: sec1 family domain-containing protein MIP3
Biological process (GO): vesicle-mediated transport; intracellular protein transport
Source: RefSeq, a predicted model, not a curated record
GAUCUCCGGUCCGGUUCUCAUCCCGUGGCGUUUCGUGAAGGAUCGCAGACCCUCUCCGUCUCCGAUCCAUUUCCCCACGCCAGAGAUCGAAGGAGUGGCGAGGGGAAGAGGAGGAGGAGACUAUGGCCUCCGCCGAUCUGAUCAGAUCUUGUAUCGACUCCAUUCGCCAGAUUUCAGAUCAACUUGCAGACUCCAUUCUUUAUCUUGAUGCGGGUUGUCUAGAGGCUUUCCAUUUCAUUGGAGCAUUCCCAGUUUUAUUGGAACUUGGAGUGCAUGCUGUUUGCAGCUUAGAAAAUGCAUCUCCACUUGAUAUGACUACGAGUUGGAACUCAAUGUUUGUGGGUCCUACAAGGAAGGUUGUAAUUAUUACCUCACGUCUCCUUAGUGAUGCACAUCGGUACAUAUUACGUUGCUUGGGUACCAACAGAACUGUUCUUCGAUGUAUUAUUUUUACUUCUAUCUCAGAGAUUGCUCAUUCAGCAUACAUCGAUUCACCUCUUGGGCCUGAUGCCUUUAAUGAAUAUGAGUCAUUGCUUAUUCAAGACUAUGAAGAGCUCUUGAAAAAAUCUGGAAAAAGGGGACUUCACUUUCAUCAAGAGAGAGAAGCAGAGGCUUCUGAAAAUGAUGGUUGGGCAGAUCUUGCUUCUGGUGCAAGUUAUCAAUCUGUUGAAGCUAGCUCCAAAGGAGACAUAUAUGCUGAUGAUUUGGUCAAUGUUACAGGAAAACAAGAGUCCAAAAAGUUGCUCGUUUCUGUUCAUCACUUCCCAAUGAUCUUGUGUCCUCUUUCCCCUCGAGUCUUUGUUUUGCCUUCAGAAGGAACAGUUGCAGAAGCAUGCUUGUCAAAUGACUCUGAUGAUUCUGUUAGUCCUGGAUUGCCCUCUAUUUCUACUGGAUUACCUUCUGAUGGUGAAGAUGUUCCUCCUGGUGCAACACUUACUGCUAAUUUCCUUUACCAUCUUGCAGCAAAGAUGGAUUUGAAGAUGGAAAUAUUUUCUCUAGGAGAUACAUCAAGACUCAUUGGCAAGAUGUUGAUGGACAUGUCAAGUCUGUAUGAUGUAGGUCGGCGUAAUAAAAGAUCAGCUGGUUUGUUACUUAUUGAUCGCACCCUUGAUCUUCUUACACCCUGCUGCCAUGGUGACUCAUUUCUCGAUCGACUGUUUUGCUCUUUGCCUCGUAGAGAGAGGAUCUCAUCUUCUUUACCAGCUAAAAGCUCCCCAGCACCAAAACUAGGUACCCACAUUAAAGUUCAACGUGCACCACUUGAUAUACGGAUUCCAUUUGGAACUAUUUUCAGUACAGAUGAACAUGCAACGAACAGCACUCAGCUAUCUGAAGGAAUUGGAGCUUUUAUAUCAGGCUGGAACGCUGGUGCAAUUGUCAACGAAUCUUCUGAUCAUGCCGACAAAAUUAUCACUAGUGCGUUAGAUAAUGGAUAUAGUUUGCUGAGUGGAUCAUUUCAAUCUAAUUGUGCAGGAGCAAACUAUCUUGAAACCUUGCUUGAUAGAAGGGCAAAAGAUGGGGCAAUUCUAAUAAAGAAAUGGCUCUUGGAAACUCUGCAGCAUGAGAACAUAAAUGUUAAUCUAAAAGGUCGGCCAGGUCUUUUAUCUGCUUCAGAGAUUCAUGCUAUGCUUAAAAGACUGGCUCAAAAUCAGAUGUCUUUAAUUCAAAACAAGGGCAUCAUUCAAUUAGUGUUAGCUGCUGUACUUGCCCUUAGUGAGCCUCAUAACUCCCACUGGGAUGCCUUUGUUAAUGCUGAGAAGAUAUUGUCUAUAACUUCUCUAGACACUAGUCAAAGCCUUUCAAGUCAAAUUCGUGAUUUUAUCAAUACGAGUACUUCAGUAAGAUCUAAUGAACAAGAUAGAAGGGUCCGACCAUCUCAGAAUCUUCUCUCUUUUCAAGAUGCACUGCUUCUGUCAAUGAUCGGGUAUAUUCUAGCUGGGGAAAGCUUUCCGACAUCUGCAUCUAGUGGACCUUUUUCUUGGGAAGAGGAGCAUUCCCUUAAAGAAGCUAUAGUGGAUGCAGUUACGGAAAAUCCAUCAUCUGCAAAGCUUCAGUUCCUCCAUGGUCUAUGUAAUGAACUUGAAGCCAAGUUGAAUGAGCAGGAAGAUUCAGCCAAGCCACCAAAAGUUGAUGCCUUUGAUGAUCAGUGGGGUAGCUGGGAUGAUGAAGAAGCAGAUGAUCAAAAUGAACAAGCAUAUGGUGACAUGCAGCUUAAACUAGAGUUGCGAGAUAGGGUCGAUCAACUAUUCAAAUUCUUUAAUAAGUUAUCUAGUUUGAAGAGGAGAAACUUAACUCUCCGAGAAGGGUUGGUUGCAUCAAGUAAAUAUGGCAGUGAUGCGGACACACGGAAGGGUUUGCUUUAUAAGCUUCUAACAACUUUGUUGGCGAAGUAUGAUGUUCCUGGACUUGAGUACCAUUCAUCUGCAGUAGGGCGGUUUUUGAAGAGUGGGUUUGGUAGAUUUGGCCUUGGACAGGCUAAACCAAGUUUUGGAGAUCAAAGUGUUCUUCUUGUUUUUGUUGUGGGGGGCAUUAAUAAUCUUGAGAUUCGGGAAGCUAUGGAAGCAGUUGCAGAAUAUGGUAGGCCCGACAUAGAGCUGAUUGUUGGUGGUACAACUUUGCUGACACCAAGUGAUAUGUUUGAUCUUCUCUUGGGCUCUUCCAGCUACAUUUGACAUUGUCUAAGGGCUUCAAAAUUCAAAAUUAGAAGUCCAUUUCUCUCAUUUGAGAUGACAAAUUCACAUGCUAGUCUUCUGGACAAAGCGUGUAGGCUGUCAUCUCUUAAAGCAGAAGUAGUUGCUGUUCCUUUGACUAAUUAUACAGAGUAAGCUUCCUUUUUUCUACUAACCUUUGCGCACACCACCUGUAGAAAAGUUUGAUGGAUAUAUAAUAGGAUGAUUCCACAGAGAGUUUUGUUUGUUUAAGUCAAGAUUCAGGGAGAAAGAUGCCAUGGGUAUCGAACAAGCUGGCAGAGAAACCUGAUUUCAGAUAAAGCUGCGGCCAUAGAGAACGCUCGAGAGGAAAGAAAUCAUGCUGACAUUCAGAUGUUGGUUUAGCGAAACCCGUCUGCAAAGCAAGCUGGCAAAAUCAUGAACCAAGAAAAUUGCUAUCCGGUUGGAAACCUUUUUUGUGGGAACUUGAUUGGUUUUUCCUGGUUCUUCAUGAAUGUAAAGGUUUUGGCACUAUCCCUGCUUCAUCUAGUAUUGCACUAAAUGGUGGAUUGUGGGAGCUCGUGAGGGAUCACCAAACACUUGUAUCAACUUCAAGUGCUGUUUAGGUCAAAUAACCGACUGCAUUGUUCAAUCUCAUGCUUUGAGUUUACUGCUUUUCUUGGUUAGCAGCUUAAAGUUGGUUGUAACUUUUUGAUUUCUGUAGAACCAUUUGUCUUGAGCCUCAUUAGUUUGAUUUGUUCUUAAUAGAUAUUUAUCAUGGGAA